Molecule: messenger RNA, 751 nt
Organism: Vanrija pseudolonga
Lineage: Eukaryota; Fungi; Basidiomycota; Tremellomycetes; Trichosporonales; Trichosporonaceae
Exons: 3
Coding region: 89-739 (216 amino acids)
Biological process (GO): transcription initiation at RNA polymerase II promoter
Cellular component (GO): transcription factor TFIID complex
Molecular function (GO): protein heterodimerization activity
Source: RefSeq, a predicted model, not a curated record
CCAGCUCACUCUAAACAACGCGACACCGCUCACACACAGCGGCCCCUCGCUCCGCUCGUGCCCACUCGUGCCCGCCCGUGACGCCGCAAUGUCCCACUCGAGCGACACGCCACACACGCACCUCCCGCCCCCCGCCGCGCCGGCCUACCUCCACCGCCUGGUCGGCCAGACGCUGCAACGGCGGGGGUUUGAGGCGUGCGAGGCGGGCGCGUUGGGGGAGAUGGAGAGGUUGAUCGAGCAUCACAUCCAACGCCUCUUCACCCUCGCACACGACUACGCCGCCCUCACUGGCCGCACAGCCCCCAACGCGCGCGACCUGCUCGCUGCGCAAGAGGCGAGCGGGUGGGGCGUGCGCGACCUGGCGCGCGAGGCGAAGAAGCAGCGUAUCGGCGUCGACCUCGUCGUGGAGGAGGAGCAGCCCGAACCGACCCCUACGCCAAAUAUCACGAGCGUGCCCGAGGAUGGCGGCGACGUCAAACCGCGCCUCGAGCGCACAAUACCGCCCUACGCUUACGACUCGGCGCCCAGCCUCCCCCCGGCGUGGACGUACAAGCCUGACCGGCCCCCUACGCCGCCAUUACCCGCUGGCAAUGUGACCUCUGGGGUGCUCGACUUCAUCAAGCUCACGGCUACGGAGCGCGGAGACAUUCCGCCCGAGCUGGGACUGGUCGACUACCGCCGUGGCGAUGGGCGCGAGGCGCGUAGGAAGUGGGGCGUGCGCGGCGUCGGCGCAGCGUAAGUUGAGUUGUAG